This is a messenger RNA of Gekko japonicus, 470 nucleotides long. Its product is annotated as bolA-like protein 2. The record is from RefSeq and is a predicted model, not a curated record. NCBI's taxonomy places the organism in Eukaryota, Metazoa, Chordata, Lepidosauria, Squamata, Gekkonidae. Gene Ontology annotation, biological process: intracellular iron ion homeostasis. The coding region runs from base 26 to 280 and encodes 84 amino acids. Gene Ontology annotation, molecular function: 2 iron, 2 sulfur cluster binding. Gene Ontology annotation, cellular component: nucleus; cytosol. The transcript has 2 exons.
UUAAAAUGUAUUUGCAGUGAAGGGGAUGACAGAUCCUUUUCCAAACAGUGUUAAAUUUCUUUUCCUGCUGCCAUGGAAGGAGGUGGAAGACACAACCCCUGGACGCUGCGCUACAAGCUUCAAAGUCCUGGUUGUUUCCCCACGAUUCCGGGGGAAACCACUGCUCCAGCGGCACCGGCUGGUCAAUGAAGUCUUAGCGGAGGAGCUGAAACACAUCCAUGCCUUUGAGCAGCGAACUCUGACGCCGGAACAGUGGGCGAAAGAGCAAGAAGGCAAGUGAGAACUGAACUCUCCUUGAACAGGAAGUCCGGAAUAGCUCCUCAAGAGGAGGGAGAGACAGCAGUGGGAUGAAUGUAUGAUGCAGAUGUGGGACCCGUCCAGAGCACUAGCCUACCCUCCUGGGGGUGGGGGUGCUAGGAGGACUUGAAAGACAGCAUGCGGCAGCAAAUAAAAAUGGUUUCCUGGGUAUA